Nilaparvata lugens (brown planthopper) is the source of this 6390-nucleotide messenger RNA. RefSeq names its product facilitated trehalose transporter Tret1. The record is from RefSeq and is a predicted model, not a curated record. The coding region runs from base 320 to 1756 and encodes 478 amino acids. Gene Ontology annotation, cellular component: membrane. NCBI's taxonomy places the organism in Eukaryota, Metazoa, Arthropoda, Insecta, Hemiptera, Delphacidae. The transcript has 6 exons. Gene Ontology annotation, molecular function: transmembrane transporter activity. Gene Ontology annotation, biological process: transmembrane transport.
GCCAACGACAGUUUAAAUUUUGCCAGCCAGUGAUAAAGGUGAACGAUAGCCUUUUGCUUCCUAGUUCAUUUUCAACUGACUGCACGGUUCAUUUGCCUAAACCGAUUUAUUUUUCAAGUGCAAUCACUCACUCGGCUCUGCAUGGUUCGUUGCGUUUAAUACGUUGUUGUCGAAGGUACUCAAUUAUUGGUGCUUCUCCUGUCGCAGAUCUGGUCAACUACUCUUUAGCUCUCAGUGCUCCUGAGUCCUCUUCUCCGUCAAGGGAGCCAUUCUGCUCCCGUAGUCAUCACCGGCAUCUAGAGGCCUCGCUUCCACCAGAAUGCUGGAAAAAUCCAUCCCCAUCUCAAUACCUGAGAAGGUGGUCAAGCCUGGACUUGUCAAUCUAUACUUUGCUGCUUUUGCAGUGACGCUGCCGUUCUUCUCGGUGGGCUGCUGCCUGUCGUGGACGUCGCCGACACUGCCGGCGCUGAGCGACGCCGACUGGAUCAAGGUGGACGACGAGCAGGGGUCGUGGAUUGGCUCACUGCUCAUGCUGGGUGCCACCCUGGGCGCGUUCCUCUCAGGCCAGCUGCUCGACUCGGUGGGUCGCAAGCGUACCCUCCUCGUCGACGUCCUCCUGCUCGUGCUCUCCUGGGCCUGCCUCGCCCUCGCGCGCCCCCUCCGCUCGCUCGAGAUCAUCUACCUCGGCCGCUUCAUUAGCGGCAUCGGCACUGGCGUCGCCUUCGCUGCGAUUCCGCUCUAUGUCUCCGAGAUAUCCGACCUGAACCUGCGCAGUGCACUGGCGUCGAUGUCUGAGGUGUUCCUGGCGGGCGGCUACCUGGUGGAGUACUGCUCGGGUCCGUUCCUCGGCUACUCGGGUCUCAUCCUCGUCUCGUCGCUGAUGUUGUUCGUGUCACUGGUGUUGUUCACGCGCACACCCGAGUCGCCGCACUUCCUUGUCGCCAAGGGGCGCCUGGAAGAGGCUGUCACCGAGCUCUGCUGGCUUAGGGGCAAUGUGCCGCCCCAGCUAGUCGAGGACGAGCUCAAAGAAAUCGAGAUGUCGAUGAUAGUGAAGCGAGAGAACAACAGCGGCUCUCUGUCGGACCUGGUCAUGGACAAGGCGAACCUGCGCGCGCUGCUGGUGUGUUGCGGCCUGUCCUUCUUCCAGCAGUUCUCCGGCAUCAACGUGAUGCUGGCCUACGCGGAGCCCAUCUUCAUGAAGACAUCCUCGUCGCUGUCUCCGGCCGGAUCGGCCGUCAUCAUCGGCACUGUCCAGUUCCUCACCGCCUGCUGCACGCCCAUCGUCGUCAACCGAUUCGGAUUCAAGCGCCUGCUCAUGGGCUCCGCCAUUGUUAUGACUCUUGCACAGGGUGCUCUUGGGCUGUAUUUCUAUAGAGAUGAGCAUCACUUAGAUGUAUCGGAACUGGGUUGGCUGCCAGUAUCGAGUGCAACCCUAUACAUCGUAUCUUAUUGUUUAGGUUUUGGUCCACUAGUGUGGGCUGUGAUGGGUGAGAUGUAUUCGCCAAGCAUCAAGGAGAUUGGCACCUCAACGUCAACCUGCUUCAACUGGUUUCUUGCCUUCCUUAUAACCAAAUUCUUCACCAACAUAUCCAGCUUUCUGGGAUCGUAUGCAGCGUUCUGGCUCUUCUCCUGCUGCUGUAUAUUUGCCUUCCUGUUCACAUUCUUUGUGCUGCCAGACACACAGGGUCUCUCCUUGAAGGAGAUUCAGGACCUACUCAAUGGCCACAAACCAAAUUCAAAUUCGAACGCAUCAUGACGGUGAUACCUCUAUUUAUUUAAAGACUUGAAACUUUUUCACCAGAUUAGGUCACAGUUGUGCUAGUUCGAGCUAAUUUUUUGGCGCAUUUUAACGGCAUGAUUUUAACAGUAUUAGUAUUGAUACAAGCUGAAACUGUGACCAAAGUGUAGAAAAGCCUGUGCCAUAAAUGGCAGAAGUGCCCUGAAUAUUGAGCCGAAAUAUUUUUGGCAAAUUAUCGUUUUAAGCCUCUCAAUCAAGUAGUAGUGAAUUUCAAUGCAACGAGCUAUAACUUAGUUACUUGUGUGAUAAUUGUUAUGAGAAGAAAAUUGUGCUAUUAUCAAAGAAUUGGUCGAUCAAAAACGUAGGGCUUGGUGAGAAGUAUAAUUUGCUAAGAUGUACCUACUCUAAAAAACAUGAUCUACUUUUUAAGGAUCAGUUAGGUGAUAAUGAAGGCAGUUGUUAUUCCAAGACACUGUCUAACAGAGACUGCAUUACAAUGAUUUUAAUCUGGUUUUUACAACAUAAGAUUCAUUUUAGCAACUAUAAAUUAGGUUUGCAUUCAGCCUCAUUACGAUGCAGUAUUUUAAUCGAUAAAUGUGUAUGUUCUCUCUUCACUUGGAGUCCGUACGUUCUCUGCGCGAACCUGGUGAAUGAGUGUAUUCAUAUUGAUAAUGUUAAAUACAUAGUUGAUAUUCACAGGAACGACUGAGUUAUCAAAAAAGUACGUAAUAAUUAAAGAGAAUUUUUAAAGAAAAAAUGAGAGCCAGUAAAAUACUGAUUUUAGCACCCGAGCCAUUACAUCCCAUAUUUAGCACGCUAUAAAGUAUCACAACUCUAUUUGUAACAAUUAUUAUUCUGCUUCUGCAGCUCCAUAGCAGAAGGUUUUGCUUCCUAAUUCAUCAGAUAACUUGGAUGUCAAUAAUGUUUCUUUUUGAAACUCUUUCGUAUCUUGUGUAGCUUUGUAAACUCAUUUUCUGCAGUCUGAGGAUGAUACUCAGUUCUGGAGAGCAUUUUAUUUUUCAAAUGAAUGUUUAUCUCAAGUUGGUUUACUCUUCCAAUCUCUUAAGAGCUUGAAAUUUUCAGAGCUUGGGCUUUAUGAAAUGUAUUGUUGGAACAGGACUAACUAUGAGAUCUGGAUUGAGGUUCACAUCACAGAUUAUCAGAGUUGAAUAGAGAGAAUAUUUAUCUAUUGAGUAAGAUUAGAGAAAAACUCCGAGAACAGUACGGUAACGUAAAACAUUAUUAAAAAAAUAAUGUAAUGCACCAAAGAAGCAUCUUUACAUAUAUCGGCAUAAACUUAAUUUGAUCCUGUGAUAUUUUGUUACAAUGUUUGUACAUUAAAUAGUUAUAAAUAAAUAUAUACAUAUAUAUUUACUGUUAAAACAAUUUUAAACUACAUUCCAUUCUAAUGAGUGAUACCAAUAAGCUGGAUUAGUUGUGAUUAAUUAUAUGAACAAAAAAAUUAAAAGUUAUAAUCGUUAAACAUUUCGUAUUUGUUAAUGUUGUUUUAAAUGCCAGUGUCGCGGUACAAAUAGGCCUACACUGAAUGAUAUUUUAACUAAAACAGUAGAGUCGAAAAUACAUUGCUCAAUUGAAAAAAGAAUGAAACUACUAUAAGUUUAUAAAUUACAUCGAUUAUCUGAUCAUUCUAUAUUAUUCCUCAGUAGCCGGUAUUCUGGUAUUUUUUUAUUUACAGCUCAAUUUCGAGUUCAUCCUGAUAACCUGUGCUGAUAAAUGUGCAGCUGUUAUCAGUUACCUAUUUUUCUAUUUUACUUUGGCACUUCCGUUCUUGAGAUAAGAUGGUUGUUCAUUUUAUUUGUAUAAUGCAUUUGAAUCAAAAUGAGAAAUCUGUUAAUUCAUUUUUUUUCCUAUCACUCUAAAUUUAUUAAAUCAAAUUUCAACCGGCUUGCAUUUCAAAUAUGUGUCUCAUAUCGGGGAAAUGAGUUUUUGAAUCAAUUAAAAAAAGUAAUACAAAGAAUUCUUAAAAUAAUUUGUAAUUUAUUAUAUGCUUACUAUAUUGUAUGUUUUUUCAAUAUAUGAUUUCACAAUUCCUGGCAGCGUUUGAAUUAUUAAUAUUAUUCUUCCAAUGAACUCUAAAGAGUUUGAAAUAUUUAUGGGAUGCGAUUGAUUGCGUGGUCGUCCUGGUUUCUAGACUCACAGAUUGAAUAAGAAACGCGCGCCUGCAUUUUUAAAAACAUUGUCGUUGAGCUCAUGAGGGCGACACUUUCAUAGAAGAAAAAUCAAAAGAGUUCUUGUGAAAUGAGUUUAGAACCCAAUUUAGAAGCUAAUUUGAAAUAAUCAAUUUGGUUAUAUCAUAACAAUUAAACACAUAAGGAUUCCCUUCGAAUUAAAAUAAUGCCUAUAAAAAAUGUUUGUUUAUUAAUUAAAGCUGAGAUCAAUAAUGUAGAGUGCAAAGAGCAAACAGGCCUCAUGAAAAUCACUUUUCAACCAAAUACAAAGUUUCAAGUUUGAAGUACAUCACGAGUCUGUGAUAAUUUCAUUCCUAUGGAAUAUUUGAAAUAUUAUUUCAACUACGGUGCCGAUAAAUAAACCAACAUUUUUGGUCAUUAGUAUUCAAUGGUCCAGUAUGUUGAAUUUCUUACGUUUAGAAAUUAGGAUAGUGUGAUACUAGUUUUAACAAAAAUGUAUUAUGUAUAUGAUCAUAAAAAUAAAUCUAUAUCAUAAAACAAGCUGGUUGUUUCAAUGUAAUACACUAAAUUACUCCAGUAAUACGGAAAGAAAUAUUAUCGUUGAAUAUUAUGUUAUUAGAUAUACUAGAUUAAUAAAGCCUCUGACAUGUCUGUGUAAGUCCCCCUAACUUGUCAGCUGUAGCAAACAAAAUAACUAUUACUUCGAAUCGAAAUAUUUUAAUCCUGUUUCAAUUUGAGGUUUUGGUAUAUCAAGUUUGAAUAAUGUCUACACUCAGACGAAUAAAAUACCUCUUGAUCACCCUUACAUCCAUCUCUAAUUCAUUCCAAUUAGCUUUGUACUAAUAUUGAUCUAAAUAGCACAUUAAAUCUACUUUUCUUGUGUCUGUCAGAAUUGAUUAUGGCGCCUGUAUUAGGUGGCACAGCAACCGACCACCACCAGUGGCCGUGGAAGCUUCACGUUGCCAUGGCAACGAAGCCAAACAAAAGCUUGUUAUUGUCACGUCACAAAGCAACGUGAGGCAACAUUAAACUUAUAACACUACAAUAAACAGGUAUUCCUAGUAAAAUAAAUUUAUUGAUGUUAUCUUAAUUGUCUUAUUAGAAUGCAGCUAGAGGUCAAAGUUCAUAAACAGUCAAUAGCACAUACAAAAUGUCUAGACUAAACCACAUGAAGAAUACCUUUAUGAUUAUUUAAGUAUCUCACACCUCUGCAAAAUGCAUAAUGCACAAUUGGGAAGCAAUAUUUUUAAAAUUCUCAAAUUUUUGUUCUAAUUACGGAGAAGCAGUUUUAAAAGAAUGUAUAUGAAACAAUUAAGUGUUAAUGAAAUUGCAUCGAGUAUUGUACCGUAUCCUUCAAAUAGCCAGAGACUAUAUUAAUCUUAUUCUGAGUAAUGAGUGGUAUUUUUAUGAAAAAAUUGACCAAAUAGUGGGUAAACCAGUGUAAAUAAUAUAUUGGUUAAGGAAGUGUGAGUGUGACACUUGAAAAAGAUACAAAUGUUCGGUACCGUACCCAGGCAGCUAGCCAGCAGCAAUAAGUUUGUAGUACAGUAGCCUAUAGACCUUUUUUAUGCUUAUAAUAUCACCUACAUGUAGUUCAUAACCUGCCAAGAACUGUUAAACCUAGCACUAAAAUAUUUCACUUUGGACAUGUUUAAUUUUCAGCUUUGGAAAAACAAUUAGCUAGAAUAAGAGGUUUUAAUUGAAUCCUACAUUUUAAUACACUGAAUCCUGUGAAUGUUUUAUACCUUUUUUUAAUCAGAAGUUUUCUUAGUCUCAAAUUGAAGCUUUUUAUUAAUCAAUUUUUUUUUAAAUUGAACUCAAAAGAAAUUGAGAAGGAGCUUAGAAUGUGAGAAUGAUAGAGUGGUUCUCUAGAAUAAAGAAACAAGUUCAUUCACCAUGAUGUCGAGUGAACGUAUGAUGUUAAUUUUCAUAGCUUCGAGAGUUAAAAAAUUCCUUUCCUGUUAUUAAAAUAAAUUUAUAUUUUCUGUUGAUUUGUAACAAUACGAUGAGAAAUGAAAACUAAAAUGUUAUUAUAUAAACGAAGCUCAUAGAACAUACUAUAUUUAUACAGAUGUUUCAAGGUUUGCAAGUAAAACUAAUUUCCUAAUAGAUUCAAGUAUAUAUUUACAAAUUAGUUGAUAAAAAUAAAGUAACAAGGCACUCACCAAUAAUCUGAGUUUCUCAUUCCAAAAAACGGAAUGUAACAUAAAUUAGACUCCUUUCCAAUAUGGUAAAACAAGAAAGUGUAAUAUAUCACAAGAUGUAGCUGGUGAUGAUUCAUUGUGUUUUUUUGUUGCUUGUGGGAUCGGUAGUUGUCGAGCUGCUUGUGGAGGGCCUGGCUUCGAAGUAAUCUGCUCUGGCAUCCGUUACUCUCCUACGACGAUAAUAUGGCAGAAAGUCCAUUCUAUAAGCCACAAAAGCACCCACCAACAAUAAAACAACCAGCCAACUCCAAGGGUUUUCAUCCAUAAAAUCUCCUAUAGGCUUACCGAAUUGCCAACU